Messenger RNA from Tribolium castaneum (red flour beetle), 1488 nucleotides. Its product is annotated as G8 domain-containing protein DDB_G0286311. The record is from RefSeq and is a predicted model, not a curated record. Lineage: Eukaryota; Metazoa; Arthropoda; Insecta; Coleoptera; Tenebrionidae. The transcript is spliced from 5 exons. Bases 105 to 1415 code for a protein of 436 amino acids.
UUCCGUUGAGACUAUAUCUUAUCAUUUAACUCUAAUCAGAUUUUCUCAGUGUUACUAAUUAAAGUUAUUUUUUGUACAUUUUUGUGUAAUUCUUAUUGAACAAAAUGUCAAAGUUAUUUACCGUUUGUUUGUCCUGUUUAUUAUUACUAUUUCUUCAGUUAUCAACAAAUUAUGCACAAAGCCCAUCUACUGAUUCUUCUACAGACACGCCUAUAACUACUACUACAGACUCCACCCCAUCUACCACUGAAGAAACUGUUCCACCUACCACCACUGAAACUCCUUCUUCCCUACCUACCACAACAACUCCUCAAACUGAAACACCGACAACAACUGAAGCCCCGACUACUGAAACUCCUACCACUACUGAAGCUCCGACUACUGAAACGCCCGCUCCAACCCCGAUCCCUCCCCACAGGAUCACCGAAUCCUUCACGUGGAGCUCCAGAAAACUGGACCAAAAUCCAAUUGUUGUAACAGUUCCCGAUGGAUAUUUCAUUUCGGUCACCGUUUCUGGUGUUAAUAUGGCCAAUGGAAACUACUUACUAAUUCAAGGAGGAGAAUCAUACUCAGACCAAGCAACCGAUGGUAAAGUUUUUGCAAAUACAGUGGAAGGUCCUGUGAGUUAUUUGUUCAAAACUUCUGCUGUUUAUGGCUAUUGUGAAACGGCAAAUAAAAACGCAGCCGAUGAGGAGCCUUUGUAUGACUUUGUGGCAGUAUUUGAAGUCGCUGGUGAUGGACCUACAACAACUGUAACCACCACUUCAACGACUCCAAUUACCGUUCCUACGACGGAAAAAGGGGCUUCCACUUACGUCACUGUAAACAUCUCUGGCAAAGCUUUAAAUGAUUACUACGAAGAAACCACUGUAGACGCAUUCAAAGAGUGUGUUGUUACAAUGGCCACAAAUUAUUGCAAAGACCAAAAUAUUUACCUCACUCAUGACAUUACCAAUGCUUAUGUGAUGAUCUCCGAAAUAUCUCGUUGUCCUUACUCGUGGCCACACAGCGAAACCUGUGUCCGAAUCACCUUUAAAUUACCAAUUUUCUACAACGAAUCUUCCAGCGUUCAAGAUUAUCAAUUAAAUACCGAACGUCUGGAAGACAUGUGGCUACGUUGGGACCAAUUAGACGAUCAGUGUUUCAGCAAUCAUUCAUUUUCAGUUUAUGAGGAACCGGAUAUUGAACAAUCAAUCGUUUGGUGGGCGAUCGGUAUAAGCAUUGUUUUGCUUGUUUUCAUUGCUUUGUUGUGGUUUUUGAAGAGUUUCAGUGCGAAAGUUAAAUCUGUGAUUAAAAAGAGGAUGAGGCGACACAGCGAUACAAAAUCGAUUAUUUCGCAACGGGAGAGUUACAGUUCGUUGACUCCACACUAUCUGCAGGAUCAUCUAGACACACCAAAGCUUUUUGAAGGAUAACACUGCAUUUUUGAGCGGUUUUGUUUUUUACUCAAAAUUUAAUGUAUUAAAAAAAUACAGUCACUAAAUAAUG